AUGGGCGACCGACUCCAACCAGUCGACCAGCAGGUCGUGACCGAAAAGAACCCUAACAAUAAUGACCAAGAGCCUACACCAAAGACGUCGACGGAUCAGCUCCCCAAGGGCCCGAUCGGUCCCAGUCCUCCUCCCAAUGGCGGACUCGUGGCCUGGCUGCACGUGGUCGCUGGUUUCAUGCUGUUCUUCAAUACCUGGGGGUUGCUCAACACUUUCGGCGUCUUCCAGACAUACUACGAAUCCGGGACUCUCUUCCGUCGGAGCUCCUCAGAUAUCUCGUGGAUCGGAUCAGUCCAGGCUUUCAUGCUGCUGCUCGUCGGCUUCAUCACAGGGCCCAUCUAUGACCGGGGGUACCUUCGCACGCUGCUGACCGUGGGCAGCUUCGGCAUCGUCUUCGGCACCAUGAUGCUCAGUCUCUGCAAGGAGUACUGGCAGGUCCUGCUGGCGCAGGGCUUCUGCGUCGGAAUCGGUGCUGGAUGCCUAUUUGUCCCGUGCGUCUCGAUCCUGCCAACAUACUUCUCUUCCAAACUAGGCGCCGCGCUCGGUCUCGCCGUUGCGGGAUCCUCUCUCGGCGGGAUCAUCUAUCCCAUCGUCCUGAAUCGCCUCCUCAGUCCCCUCGGCUUUGGCUGGGCCGUCCGAGUGAUUGGUUUCAUUGCCCUCGGCACCCUCCUCCUCCCGAUCGUCAUUAUGAAGCAGCGCGUCAAACCACCCAAGGCCCGCGCCCUGAUAGACUGGACCGCGUUUACCGACAUCCCAUUCAUGACGCUCGUCAUCGCCGGUCUCAUCGCCUUCAUGGGUCUUUUCACGCUGCUAUUCUACAUCUCCUACGUCGCCUCUGCGCGCCAUCUCACGUCCAACGACAUGGCCUUCUACCUCGUCCCUAUCCUUAACGCCGCUUCCUGUUUCGGACGUACAAUCCCCACCGCUAUGGCUGACAAGUUCGGGCCCUUCAACCUGAUCGGGCCCUUUUGCAUGGUGGUCGGCGUCUUGAUCCUCUGCAUGAUGGCUGUCGUCAAUGAAGCCGGGAUUAUUGUGAUUGCCGUUUUCGCCGGAUUCUUCAGCGGCGCCUUGAUUGGUCUCCCGCCGCUGUGCUUUGUCGCGCUCACAAAGGAUAAGAGUAAGAUUGGGACGAGGCUUGGGAUGGGCUUUGGUAUAAUGGCCUUUGGAGUGCUGGCGGGGGGACCCGGGGCGGGUGAUAUUCUGGGCGAUACUCAUGAUCUGGAUUGGAACGGGGUCUGGAUAUUCGGUGGCGCUAGUUGUCUUGCUGCGGCAGCGAUCUUUGCUGGCUUGAGGGUUUCCCAGUAUGGAUUCAAGCUGCGGGUGAAAGCGUAG
Molecule: messenger RNA, 1332 nt
Organism: Aspergillus nidulans FGSC A4
Lineage: Eukaryota; Fungi; Ascomycota; Eurotiomycetes; Eurotiales; Aspergillaceae
Exons: 1
Coding region: 1-1332 (443 amino acids)
Biological process (GO): transmembrane transport
Cellular component (GO): membrane
Molecular function (GO): transmembrane transporter activity
Source: RefSeq, a predicted model, not a curated record